AAUUUGACACCUCCCAUCUAAGCAGUUGGAAACUGAAUUGCAAUUAAAUAUUUGAAAGCAAGAAAGCUUCGAAAGGCUGGUGGUAAUUAUUUUAUAAGGGUCAAUGAAGAGUCGGGCCAAAUACGAGUCCCUGUUUGAGCAGUUUAGAAGAGUUUUAAAAAUCCACAGGAGGAAAAAAAAAAAAAAGAGAAGUCAAACUGAACAACCCACGAAACGGCCCAACUUGAGCCAACGCCCCCUUAGGAGAAACAGAAACGUAGCAGCGCGCAUGCGCCAGAACGAUUUCCCCUCUCUUCACGCAGUCUCCGCGGUAGGACCCGCGUUUUCUUAAGAAGGAGGUUCCUAAUUGUUAAGCUUCAGAAAGCGUGAAGCACGAAUAUAGGAGAGGUGGAGUUACGGCACAAUCACAUGAUUUAUGGUCCAAAGAUGGCCGGAGAGGACUUCGUUGUCGGGGAGGCCGCUGCCGCCGCCGCUACUACCACGACUCAGUCUCCGAAGCACAAACAUUCUCAUCUUGGGGGGAGCCGUUUCCGUCCUCAGGAGCAGAUAUUCAUCUGCUCGUUCCCAUUUUGCGAUGCCACCUUCAACCGGGGCUGGAAACUGGACGCACACCUGUGUCGGCACACGGGACAGCGACCCUUUGUUUGCAUUUUUGAAGGCUGUGGAAAAGGCUUCACUAGAGGUUUCCACCUUAAGCGUCAUUUUCUUACACACACUGGAGAAAAACAAUUUGUAUGCACAGUAGAUGGUUGCAAUAAAAAGUUUAUAACAAAAUCAAAUUUGAACAAGCAUGUUCUACGGAGACAUCAUCAGAGAAAAUAUGUAUGUGACUUUGAAAAUUGUGGGCAAUCUUUUAAAAAGCACCAGCAGUUAAAAAUACAUCAGUCUCAACACACUGGUGAACCAUUUUUCAAAUGUGGUCAUGAAGAAUGUGGAAAGCGCUUUUCUUCACCCAGCCAUUUAAAACGUCAUGAGAAGAUUCAUCAAGGUUAUGCAUGCAAAAAAGAGAGUUGUUUGUUUGUUGGAAAAACCUGGUCAGAAUACCUGAAACACAUGAGACUCAGUCAUGUGGAACCAGUUACCUGUCAAGUGUGUUCCAAAACAUUGACUCGCAAAGAUUAUCUGAAAUGUCACAUGAAAACACAUGCCGUUGACAGAGAAGUUUUUAAAUGUCCAAAGGAGGGCUGUAAAAGAACAUACACAACUGUGUUCAACCUUCAAAGUCAUAUUCACUCAUUUCAUGAGGCAAGAAAACCUUUUAUGUGUGACCACCCUGGCUGCGGGAAGAUUUUUGCAAUGAAACAAAGCCUCAUAAGGCACAUGGUACUACACGAUCCUAAUAAGAAAAGGUUGGACAAAAAAAAACCACAGCAAAAGCGGAGCCUGGCCUCUCACCUCAGUGGAUAUAUCCCUCCAAAAGUAGAGCGAAGAAAUUUAUCUUCAGUGGAAGAAUCUGUACCCGCAUCUGUAGCAAGCUGCAAACAGCAGGCUGCUGAUGGCUGAAAUGCUAUUCGUUGACAACAGUUUUAAAUGUACCUAACAGUCAUCAUGAGACAUGCCCACAGGAAAUGGCUUUGAGAAGG
Molecule: messenger RNA, 1583 nt
Organism: Crotalus tigris (Tiger rattlesnake)
Lineage: Eukaryota; Metazoa; Chordata; Lepidosauria; Squamata; Viperidae
Gene: GTF3A
Product: general transcription factor IIIA
Exons: 9
Coding region: 409-1503 (364 amino acids)
Cellular component (GO): nucleus
Source: RefSeq, a predicted model, not a curated record